Bursaphelenchus xylophilus (pine wood nematode) is the source of this 3070-nucleotide messenger RNA. The record is from the annotation of a GenBank genome assembly. NCBI's taxonomy places the organism in Eukaryota, Metazoa, Nematoda, Chromadorea, Rhabditida, Aphelenchoididae.
AUGGAGCAUAAGAAAAGAGAGUACAAGCGCCGGGAAGAACGGCAUUUCUGUGUUCAUCAGGAAGACCCGGCGGUGAUUGUGAAACGAUGUGCCCAUUGUGAUGAGGCGAUGAAGGAUGAGCCGGCAUAUUGUGUUGACGGGAAUGUAAGUUUCACACAAAAAACAGAUUCUUCCAAUCUGCUGAAAAAUGGGGAAUUUUCAAACGUUUUUUCAAUAAUAGCUGAAACAUAUACGUGUAAUUUACAAUAGAAAUUCCAGUUGAAAAAAAGGAAAAAGUUCCUUAUUUUGGCCACAACAAAGGUACUCCGCGAACUGCGCCCAUGCUUGGGCACUAAAGCUAGGAAAGAACGCUUCAACCAGCUGGCACUGAAUUACUAUAAUAGCUCUAUAGUUUUAAUGGUACUUACGAAGGCUGUGACGACUCAUUUCGUUCCAUACGGAGUCAAUAAGUUUAGUUCCGGACAUGUUUCAUCGUAUAAAGUGUAAAAUCACAGGCUGCAGCCGUUUUUGAAGGGUAAGGCGGUACGUAAAAAAGAAGGUACCUCGCUAACUAAAUCCACUGUCCGGGCAUUGACAACGAUGAAUUGAGCCUGUACGCUAAAUUUGGGCUAAUUCCGACCAGUUUCCGCAAAGUUAUAAGUUGUGGCCAAAAAAGGAACUUUUACCGAAAAAAAUUUUUUUUGGCAGCCUGCGGAUGACAUUUGAUCCAAUGACAAGUUGUGAUAAGUAUUAGGUUGAUGCAAAAGGAAUUGCGGAUUUUUUAAUUUAUUCGUAUUUUUUUAUAGGAUAGCUCAAUUCAAAAAUGGAAAAAGGUAUAUAGUAGUAAAUUUUAAGGGGAUUUUUUCUGUAUAUGUGCUAUUCUUAUAAAAGUUAUCAAACGUUACCAUAAGUUACCACAAAAGUACCCUAAACAUGUUAGUAUAUUUUAAACCAAUUUUUUUACAUAUUGUUUUGCGGCUUUAUCCAUUUUUGAAAAUAUUUUGAUAAAAUACGUUAUAUUCUAUCAAAAAACAAAAAAAACCCCAUUUUUGGCAAAGCGUUAAAACGCUAUCCCAAAAAUUCAAAUUUCAGCAAAUUUUACAAAUCGUGUCAUAUCUUUUUUUAAUACGUCCAAAAUAAAAAAUUCUUUUUGCUUUCGAUUAGUAACAACAUUUUUAAGAUUUUUGUGACAAAAAACAUCAAAAUCAAAAAAAAUUAUUUUUUUGACAUUUUUUGACCAAAAAAUAAAAUUCAAGAUUUUGAUGUCUUUUUUCACGAAAGCCUUAAAAAUGUUGUUACUAAUCGAAAUCAAAAAGAAUUUUUUAUUUUGGACUUAUUAAAAAAAGAUAUGACACGAUUUGUAAAAUUUGCUGAAAUUUGAAUUUUUGGGAUAGCGUUUUAACGCUUAGCCAAAAAUGGAGGUUUUUUUGUUUUUUGAUAGAAUAUAACGUAUUUUAUCAAAAUAUUUUCAAAAAUGGAUAAAGCCGCAAAAAAAUAUGUAAAAAAAUUGGUUUAAAAUGUACUAACAUGUUUAGGGUACCUUCGUGGUAACUUAUGGUAACGUUUGAUAACUUUUAUAAGAAUAGCGCAUAUACAGAAAAAAUCCUCUAAAAAUUUACUACUAUAUACCUUUUUCCAUUUUUGAAUUGAGCUAUCCUAUAAAAAAAUACGAAUAAAUUAAAAAAUCCGCAAUUCCUUUUGCAUCAACCUAAUAUUUUCCGUUCGUAGUUGCCAAUGACUUUACAUUUCUUGGGGUGGAGGCCCAUCUACUGAACCUUUAUGAUGCAAAUAUAUACAGGAGGUACUUUUUUUGUUAGAUUUUUUUUAAAUUUUGCAAAUUCGCCCAUAAGUCUUAUGAAUAUGAAUUACUGAAAGUUUUAGAUCGCUCCUGGCAACUGCGGCAGAAAUAUUCAGCAAUUUUUGUGGCCGAUCUCACUGUAAUUUCUUUCCAGACCUACCACGCCAAGCAUUUCCUCUGCUGCGCGUGCCGACAGCCAAUCGAGCCGGACCAAACCUUCCAAGUGCUGGAUCGGCAAAGAAUCUGCUGUUCCCCAUGUUUUGCCGGUCAUUAUGCCCCGAAGUGCGUCUCAUGUGGUCGGGGAAUCGUCGACGUUUGUAUCCGAGUCAAUGGAAGGGAAUUGUUUCAUGAUAAAUGCUUUGUUUGCUCAAGGUAAAUCCUAAUUUUGGAAAAAAUUUUGCAGAUUGGCCAUCUUCGGAAAGAAUUAAAAGUCGGUGCGAGCUGCACCCAGGAGAUAGAAGGUUAUUAUCUUUGCGUACGUUAAGUAAAAGGGGCUUGUUGAAGCUUGUUAUGCUGAGCCGGAGCAAACAAGGGAAGUACCCAAAGUGCGACGCUCAGAUUUUGAUGAAACUUCGCACAAAUUUAGAAUAAUUGUUUCUAAGAUAUAUGCGAGAAUCCCAGCUCGAGAGUUGCAGAAACAAGAUCGGAAAUUGGCGAAAAUUUGACACUCUUUACCGAAUUUCGGCACGAAAAGUUGCAUGCCCAUUUCUAUCGUAAAGGGUAAUGCUUCUACAAAAAAUCAAUUUUUUCCGCACAAAACUGGCAAAUUUAUGGCCAAAAAAUGUUUCUUCUCUCUGACCACUCUCCGCGUUUAGUGUACUCUCUCGGCGGCAAAGAUCGUUCAAUAUCUCGGCGGAGCUUGCAAAGCGCGAGCUAAAACUUUCAUGAGUUGAUGCUUGAUCCAUAACCGACGUGUGUGCAAAAUUUAAAGAAAAUCUGAGCGUCGCACUUGGGGUACUCCCCCUGUAAGCUUAUCGGGCCUGACCAUGCCCCCUGCCCAAGUUUCUAUCGUAUAAAUCUCGGCCGCAUGUCGUGCCCUUUUAUUUUCAAAAGACUCAAUUUUUGAGGUUUGGCCAAUCUGCGGAAGUCUCACCAUGGUUUUUGAAUUUAUUGUUAAACUUUUUUCAAAGUUCCUCUUAAUUUUCCAGAUGUAAGCACCCUCUGAACGUCAGCGAAAUCCUCCCAGAUGGCGAUGGCGGCUACAUUGAUCAGGAUUGUUACUGGGCCAAUCGGCUUCUCAAAUUCGUUGCUCUGAAUAAGCAGAAAAUGAGCGGUCAACAUGCCAGUUCUUGA